CUAGAAAGAAGGUGAGUGAAAAGUAUUGGUGGAAGAAUCUGGAUGGUUAUUGUUCAGGUUGUAGCUCCUAAAUUGUAUGUUCCAAUGGCAAUCUGAUCCACCUCACUUCACGACGACAUCUCAACAACCUGUGAUCACGGCAGCGACCGCAACGGCGAGUGUACAACAACGUCGACACGAUCCCAGUGAUAAACGUUGACACCGGCUCUGGGCAUUUCCCUCGACCCAACUCUCCCAUGAAGGCGUCGACGCGAUGACCGUCUUCGCCCUCAUUGUCAUCAACAAGGCCGGCGGCUUGAUAUACAACAAGAAUUUCCACGAUGGCCUAAACAAGAUCAGCACAAACGAUUACCUCGUUUUAGCCGGUACAUUCCACGGAGUGCACGCCAUCACGGCGCGCCUGACCCCGAUAAGACCGCCUGCGCCGCCGGCUGGGCUUCGACCCGAGCAGGUCUCUGGAUUGGAGGUUCUCGAGACCGAGAAUUUCCGCAUGCAGUGUUUCAACACAUUGACCGGUGUGAAGUUUCUGCUCUUCACCGACACAACACAGACCAACGUCGAUGUGACUAUACGGAAAGUGUAUGAUCUGUAUGCGGACUACGUCAUGAAGAACCCGUUCUACUCACUGGAGAUGCCUAUCCGGUGCGAGAUGUUUGAUAGGAAACUUCAGUCAUAUGUCAGGGAAAUCAACAAUCGAUAGACGCCGCGGAAAUGUCUCAUGA
This is a messenger RNA of Emericellopsis atlantica, 722 nucleotides long. RefSeq names its product Sybindin-like protein. Lineage: Eukaryota; Fungi; Ascomycota; Sordariomycetes; Hypocreales; Bionectriaceae. Gene Ontology annotation, cellular component: TRAPP complex. Gene Ontology annotation, biological process: endoplasmic reticulum to Golgi vesicle-mediated transport. The transcript is spliced from 3 exons. The record is from RefSeq and is a predicted model, not a curated record. Bases 254 to 700 code for a protein of 148 amino acids.